Molecule: messenger RNA, 1797 nt
Organism: Yarrowia lipolytica CLIB122
Lineage: Eukaryota; Fungi; Ascomycota; Dipodascomycetes; Dipodascales
Biological process (GO): protein import into peroxisome matrix, docking
Cellular component (GO): cytosol; peroxisomal membrane
Molecular function (GO): protein binding
Source: RefSeq, a predicted model, not a curated record
AUGUCGUUUAUGAGAGGAGGAAGCGAAUGCUCUACGGGCAGAAACCCCCUGAGCCAGUUCACCAAACACACCGCUGAGGACCGAUCCCUCCAGCAUGAUCGGGUGGCGGGUCCCUCUGGGGGCCGAGUUGGAGGCAUGCGAUCCAACACUGGCGAGAUGUCACAGCAGGACCGAGAGAUGAUGGCGCGAUUCGGUGCUGCCGGACCCGAGCAGUCGUCUUUCAACUACGAGCAGAUGCGACAUGAGCUCCACAACAUGGGUGCCCAAGGAGGCCAGAUUCCCCAGGUUCCCAGCCAGCAGGGCGCUGCUAACGGAGGACAGUGGGCCCGAGACUUUGGAGGACAACAGACCGCUCCCGGCGCUGCUCCCCAGGACGCCAAGAACUGGAACGCCGAGUUCCAGCGAGGAGGAUCUCCUGCAGAGGCCAUGCAACAGCAGGGUCCCGGCCCCAUGCAAGGCGGCAUGGGUAUGGGGGGAAUGCCCAUGUACGGCAUGGCUCGUCCCAUGUACUCUGGAAUGAGUGCCAACAUGGCUCCUCAGUUCCAGCCCCAGCAGGCUAACGCACGAGUUGUCGAGCUGGACGAGCAGAACUGGGAGGAGCAGUUCAAGCAGAUGGACUCUGCCGUUGGCAAGGGUAAGGAGGUCGAGGAGCAGACUGCCGAGACUGCUACUGCCACCGAGACUGUCACCGAGACUGAAACCACUACUGAGGACAAGCCCAUGGAUAUCAAGAACAUGGACUUUGAAAACAUCUGGAAGAACCUCCAGGUCAACGUUCUCGACAACAUGGACGAGUGGCUGGAGGAGACCAACUCGCCCGCGUGGGAGCGAGACUUCCAUGAGUAUACCCACAACCGGCCUGAGUUUGCCGACUACCAGUUCGAGGAGAACAACCAGUUCAUGGAGCACCCUGAUCCCUUCAAGAUUGGAGUCGAGCUCAUGGAGACUGGCGGUCGACUUUCGGAGGCUGCUCUGGCCUUCGAGGCAGCUGUUCAGAAGAACACUGAGCACGCCGAGGCUUGGGGACGACUUGGAGCCUGCCAGGCCCAGAAUGAAAAGGAGGACCCUGCUAUCCGAGCUCUGGAACGAUGCAUCAAGCUGGAGCCUGGUAACCUUUCUGCUCUGAUGAACUUGUCUGUUUCUUACACCAACGAAGGAUACGAGAAUGCCGCAUAUGCUACUCUGGAGCGAUGGCUUGCCACCAAGUACCCCGAGGUUGUGGACCAGGCCCGAAACCAGGAGCCUCGACUCGGCAACGAGGAUAAGUUCCAGCUGCACUCUCGGGUCACUGAGCUGUUUAUCCGAGCUGCCCAACUGUCCCCUGACGGAGCUAACAUUGACGCUGAUGUCCAAGUUGGUCUCGGUGUUCUGUUCUACGGAAACGAGGAAUACGAUAAGGCCAUUGACUGUUUCAACGCCGCCAUUGCUGUUCGACCCGAUGAUGCUCUUCUGUGGAAUAGACUCGGAGCCACCCUUGCCAACUCCCACCGAUCUGAGGAGGCCAUUGAUGCUUACUACAAAGCUCUCGAGCUGCGUCCCUCUUUUGUGCGUGCUCGAUACAACCUUGGUGUGUCGUGCAUUAACAUUGGCUGCUACAAGGAGGCUGCCCAGUAUCUUCUGGGGGCUCUGUCCAUGCACAAGGUUGAGGGAGUCCAGGAUGAUGUUUUGGCCAACCAGUCCACUAACCUGUACGAUACCCUGAAGCGAGUUUUCCUGGGUAUGGACCGACGAGAUCUGGUGGCCAAGGUUGGAAACGGAAUGGACGUCAACCAGUUCCGAAAUGAGUUUGAAUUUUAG